This is a messenger RNA of Encephalitozoon cuniculi GB-M1, 612 nucleotides long. RefSeq names its product mRNA splicing protein MSL5. Gene Ontology annotation, cellular component: nucleus. The transcript has a single exon. Gene Ontology annotation, biological process: regulation of mRNA splicing, via spliceosome. Gene Ontology annotation, molecular function: mRNA binding. Lineage: Eukaryota; Fungi; Microsporidia; Unikaryonidae. The coding region runs from base 1 to 612 and encodes 203 amino acids. The record is from RefSeq and is marked provisional.
AUGAAGCCGUUCCGGUGUCCGGAGAAGGUGGCGCUACCCGAGGGUGUGGAAAGCAAGUCUGAGCUGAGAAACCUGCUAAGCGCUGCUCGGACGGAGGAAAUAGGUAGGCGCCUCCAAUCAGCAAUUGCAUGCGGUAACCACCGGCUGGCCCUGUGGCUGAAAAAUAGGAAGCAGCAGAUUCUAGGGCGCCAGGUCCUUGGAAAUGUCUCCAUAUCUGGAAGCGUAUAUACAAACAAGAUUUACAUCCCGGUUCAAGAGUUCCCUGAAAGCAAUUUCGUGGGACUGAUAAUAGGCCCAAGAGGCUCCACCCAAAAACAACUUGAAAGAAUCACAAGAGCUAGGAUAUACAUAAGGGGGUCGUACAAGGACAAGCAUGUAGAGCCUCUGCAUUGUUAUAUAUCUGCAGAAACACAGGAGAGUUUGAAAAAUGCAAGUGCGGUGAUAGAAAAUCUGAUAGAGGACUCUGUGCUUUUUGGUGACUGCAGGCUGAGGAUGUCCCAGCUCCAGGCAAUAAGGGAAUGUAGAAGGAAUCCCAAUGGCCCUCUCACCGACUGGGAAAGGUUCUACUACUGGUGGUAUUUCCAUAACAGAAUCCAGAGGAAAGCAGAAUGA